This is a messenger RNA of Lathyrus oleraceus (garden pea), 1784 nucleotides long. RefSeq lists its product as uncharacterized. The coding region runs from base 632 to 964 and encodes 110 amino acids. The transcript is spliced from 3 exons. NCBI's taxonomy places the organism in Eukaryota, Viridiplantae, Streptophyta, Magnoliopsida, Fabales, Fabaceae. The record is from RefSeq and is a predicted model, not a curated record.
UUGGGACUCGAAGAGGCACAUGUCAAUCUCCACAGGAACGUUCACGUGGGAUUCUGCACUGCGGCGGUACACUCUUCGAGCUUCACCUCUAUCAUUCCAUCAUCAGCCGCGUCUAAUCGCACUUUGUUCAGUCGUGGAUGAAUCAUCGGAAUGUCUUCUCCAAGCGAAACCCACAUGGCAGUGCAUUCUCUGUUUUUCCGGCUUCGUCUUCAUCGAUUUUGCUUCGUCACUCUGCAAUAAAUCGUGGAUUCACGUCACUCUUCACUCAGUCUGCGUUCGCUGAUGCUCAUCUCAGUUUGAUAAUUCGAGCUCUUCUCAACAACAACUGCUACUGAUAAUGCAACGACGUUGAUGCAGAACCGAAACUAUUUGCAGAUUGAAACAGGCAAAAUGAAGACUUACCAGUUUCAACGCAGCGUUAACAACAUGUAUCGAUUCUGCUUUUCUCGUUUGUAUACUUGGUGCGCGUAUCCGCUUCGUGCUCUCCCUCCUUCUUUCCCUCUGCUUCAGUGAGUGAUGUGAGCUUCUUCUUCCUUCUUGUGAUUUGGUGAAGAGAGUAGUGUCGUGUGGAUUGAUGCCGAGUGGAGAUGAAGUGUGAGGAUAAUGAUCCGAGAGCAAGAUUGAGGAAUGAAUGGAGGAUUUUAUAGAGUGGUGGUUGCAACAGAUUGAGCAGCUUAGGGCAAACAUGUCAGUUAUUCAUCAGUUAUUGGGUCAUUGUUUGCAGUACCGAUGUAUUGAUGCAGCGACUUAUGGUGUUCAAGGCCCGUGUAGGCUGAUGCCGUGUUCAUCUACUGCAAUAGGACUUGCUUGGUCCACCAGGCUUUUGCUGUGGAGUUUUGCAGUGGAUGAUUAUCACAGAGCUGUUGCGAAAUCUGAAAUUUGCAGGUUCAAAUGCUUAUUCAAGUGUAAGUGUUGCUUGGUUGGUUGGUUAGUUAGAAGUGGUUCUGGUGCAAUUUCGUCAUGAGUUCUGUUGGAAUGGUUUGUUGUAUAUGGUUUUUUUCUUUGCUUUGGUUUAUAGGAAAUACUUUUGGAAUGUUAAACUAUUACUUAACUUCUAUUAGUUAUUUAUUCAUGUUAAAUGCAAUGGUUAAGUGUUAUUGGUUUGGAAGAGUGACAUUAAUUGUGAUAUGAGUUGAAAUUGGAGGAGAAUUUGGUUUUGAUGUCGACUUCCCACUGACUAGGGCGAUUAACUUUCGGUUUCAAUUCUGUUUUGGCAUUAUGGAUUUUGUACGUCACUUAUUGUGUGUGUUGUAUGCAGAGCCAAUGUUGAUUCUGUUAUGCACUUACACCAUGAGUCAUUUGGCCAGGUUAACAUAAGUUGUGGCAUGCGAAUCAUGUCGGGCAAUGGAUUGUGUUAUGUGACGGAUUUUGGCAUGAUGGUUGGUUUUUGAAUUGUCUUGACAUUGAUUUCAAUUUGUUAAUUGCUCAUGAUUUUAGUUUUGUUUGAAGGUUCACGGUCGAAUGCUCCUAUUCGCACAACUUGAAGAUGGAUUAUCUUUGGCUCGAGGAAUUCUGGAAUUAGGCUUGGUGAUUUUGGAGUGAAUUAAUUAGGCUUAGAAACCUUGUAAUUGAACUAGCCAACGUAAGGUAAAUAUGUAUAGGCCAUGGUUUUGGAUAUAAUUUAGAAUUUGGUUGAAAAACCCAUGCUUAUCCUUGUAGCUUUCUUCUUUGUGCAAUGUUUGAAUCAAAUCAAAAACAUGUAAACCAUGAUUGGAAAUGUAUGGAAAUGUGAAUGGUUGACUUAUGAAAUUUGUAAAGGUUGGAAAUUCUUGUCUUGUUUGGAA